UUUUUUCAAUGUAGGUACAUUCGUCCUUUCAUUCGUAUAGUUAGUUUUAUAAUAUUCUUAAUAUAUUAAAAGAAAAAAAAGUAUUUGACGUGAAAUUACAUGAAAGCAUAAAAAAAGAAAACAAUUGAAACAUCAUGACAAUAAUAACAGUUUUAAGUCGGUCUAUAAAUUUGAGCCGAUUAUCGCAAUUGAAUAUAUAUAGUUCCAAGCAAAAUGUACGAUUUUGGUCAACUCAUGCAAAAUUUGCGGAGCAUAAAUCUAUCGAAAAAAUUAGAAAUAUUGGUAUAUCUGCUCACAUAGAUUCUGGCAAAACGACAUUGACAGAACGUAUAUUAUAUUAUACUGGACGUAUAGAAGAAAUGCACGAAGUAAAAGGUAAGGAUAAUGUUGGUGCUACAAUGGACAGUAUGGAAUUAGAAAGACAAAGAGGAAUAACUAUUCAAUCUGCUGCAACUUAUACAUUAUGGCAGGAUCAUAAUAUUAAUAUUAUUGAUACGCCUGGACACGUAGAUUUUACUGUAGAAGUAGAAAGAGCUUUACGUGUAUUGGACGGGGCAAUAUUGGUUUUAUGUGCGGUCGGGGGUGUUCAAUCGCAAACUCUUACUGUUAAUCGUCAAAUGCAAAGAUACAAUGUACCAUGUUUAGCAUUCAUAAAUAAAUUAGAUAGAAUGAGCGCUAAUCCAAGAAGAGUAUUAGAACAAAUGAGAACAAAACUAAGACAUAAUGCAGCUUUUAUUCAAUUACCUAUUGGUUUAGAAAGUAACUGUAAAGGAAUAAUAGAUUUAAUUUCUCAAAAAGCAUUAUAUUUUGAUGGCAAUUUUGGAGAAAUUGUAAGGGAAGAUGAAAUUCCUAAGAAUAUGAGAGUUGAAGCAGAUGAUACGAGAUUAGAAUUAAUUGAACAUUUGAGCAAUGUCGAUGAUGUGUUUGGUGAAUUAUUCUUAAACGAGAUAAAACCUACAGAAAAAGAUAUAAAGGAUGCAAUAAGAAGAUCCUGUUUAAAAAGAACAUUCACUCCUGUUCUCGUUGGAAGUGCUUUAAAAAAUAAGGGAGUCCAGCCAUUGUUAGAUGCAGUUGUUGAUUAUUUACCAAAUCCAGGCGAAAUUGAAAAUUUGGCUUUUGAUGAAAGCACUGGCGAUGAAAGUAAGAAAAUUGUUUUAAAUCCUAUGCGCUCUGACAAGCAUCCCUUUGUCAGUUUAGCUUUUAAAUUAGAACUUGGAAAAUUUGGACAAUUAACAUACUUUCGAUGCUACCAAGGAAUGUUGAAAAAAACAGAUUUUAUUUAUAAUACUAGAACAAAUAAAAAGGUGCGCGUAGCUAGAUUAAUUCGUCUUCAUGCAAAUCAAUUGGAAGACGUUGAUUCAAUUUACGCCGGAGAUAUCUUUGCAUUAUUUGGCAUAGAUUGUGCAUCAGGUGACUCCUUUGUUACCAAUCCAAAGUUACAGUUAUCUUUGGAAUCAAUUCACGUGCCCGAUCCUGUUGUAUCUAUGUCAAUUCAAGUAAAAAAUAACAAAGAUCGUGAAUAUUUCUCGAAAGGUAUAUCAAGAUUUACAAAGGAAGAUCCGACGUUCCACUUUUACUAUGAUACAGAUAAUAAGGAAAAUAUAGUUUCUGGAAUGGGCGAACUUCAUUUAGAAAUCUAUGCGCAAAGAUUAGAACGUGAAUAUAAUUGUCCGGUUAUACUUGGUAAACCUAAAGUUGCAUUUCGUGAAACAUUACGAGAACCAUAUAAUUUUGAUUACCUUCACAAAAAGCAAUCUGGUGGAGCGGGUCAAUAUGGACGUGUAAUUGGUAUUUUGGAGCCAUUGCCUCCCGAACAAAAUACUGAACUUCUAUUCUCGGAUGAAACCGUCGGAAUGAACAUUUCGAAACAAUAUAUACCUGGUAUUGAAAAGGGCUUCAGAUUUAUGUGUCAGAAAGGAUAUCUCAGUGGACAUAAAUUAGCUGGAUUGAAAUUUAGAUUGAUUGAUGGUAUGCAGCAUUGCGUUGACUCUUCGGAUUACGCUUUUAAUUUAGCUGCUCAAGGAGCCAUGAGAGAUGCAUUCGAAUCAGGUUCAUGGUAUAUUUUAGAGCCCAUUAUGUUAGUAGAAAUAAUAGCACCGGAAGAAUUUCAGGGUACCAUAAUAGGACAUGUUAAUAAAAAGCGAGGCAUUAUAGUUAACACAGACAUCAAUGAAGGAUGGUUCAUUAUAAACGCUGAAAUACCUCUUAAUGAUAUGUUCGGUUAUAUAAGAGAAUUACGAAGUUCGACCGAAGGCAAGGGUGAAUUUACUAUGGAAUAUUCAAGAUACAGUCCAUGUGGAUUAGAAGUACAAGAAAAAAUAGUUACGGAAUAUCAACAAUCUUUAGAGUUAGGAAUACAGCAAAAACGAAAUUAAGUUGAUAACAAAUUAUUAGGAUCAAUUCAGAAUUGCAUAUAUCAUACAAACACACACACACACACACACACACAUACAUAUAUAUAUAAAAGUGAUAUA
This is a messenger RNA of Vespa mandarinia (Asian giant hornet), 2474 nucleotides long. It is a transcript of the gene mEFG1, whose product is annotated as mitochondrial translation elongation factor G 1. Gene Ontology annotation, cellular component: mitochondrion. Gene Ontology annotation, molecular function: translation elongation factor activity; GTP binding; GTPase activity. The record is from RefSeq and is a predicted model, not a curated record. Lineage: Eukaryota; Metazoa; Arthropoda; Insecta; Hymenoptera; Vespidae. Gene Ontology annotation, biological process: mitochondrial translational elongation.